Messenger RNA from Colletotrichum truncatum, 573 nucleotides. RefSeq lists its product as uncharacterized. The record is from RefSeq and is a predicted model, not a curated record. Lineage: Eukaryota; Fungi; Ascomycota; Sordariomycetes; Glomerellales; Glomerellaceae.
AUGCAGCUCUCUUUCAUCGUCCUUGCCGCCAGCGCUGGUGUCGCUAUCGCAGCUCCCCAGCUCGCUCCUCGCCAGAACGCCUGCUUCGUCGUCGGCAACACCGUCCUUCCCCAGGAAGUCUCCGACGCCGUGACCGGCCUUCAGGCCAAGGUCACCUGCGACAACACCAAGAAGACCCUCUCCGGCGUGCCCGACGUCUCGGCCGGCAACGUCAAGUUCUCCUCCAUCAACUUCGCCGACGCCAAGGGCCAGACCCCUCUGGCCUUUGCCCUCGACAAGUUCGCGACCACCGAGCCCCUGGCUUCCAACGACCUGACCAAGUUCCAGAACGAGCUUGACGCCUACGUCGCGACCGAGGCCGGCAUCCGCUCCGUCGGCGGCAACCUCGCCAUCAAGGUGCCCAAGUUCUUCCUGUCCAUGCAGGUCCAGCGCAUCGCCACGGCCCAGGGCAACCCGCCCAAGGCCGCCGGCCAGCAGGUCGACCACCUGCGCGACAAGGUCCUCAAGAACGCCCCCAAGGAGGACAAGGCUCUGCUCGACCAGGUUACCGCCCUGGCCGCCAAGCUUACUUGA